AUGAAGCGAGUGUAUGGGCCGAGGUCCGAGGAGGAGAGGCGGAGGAUUAGUGAGGGGUUGAGAGCGGUGGAGAGGAGAACUGGGCGCCUGUCAAGGACUGCCAGAGAGAGAUUUGAGGACCCGGAGAGAAAGGAAAGGUUGCGGGCAGCAAUGAUGAAGGGGUACUACGAGAAGAAUGCCCCGUCCAAGAUAUCGGCACGGGCCAAGCAGCGUUGUGCUGACCUUCAGGCAGCUUAUCAGCCAAGUAAAGACAGGUGUGGCGUUUCAUUGCAAAGCUUGUGGCCAGGCUGGUCAUCGGAGAAACUUUUGCCCCUCAUUGGGGCAUGUGAAGCAAGACCGUACAAAAAGAGGUCUGAGGAGGCCUAUGCAGUGCACGAAGUGUGGGGAACUCGGACAUAA
Messenger RNA from Closterium sp. Naga37s-1, 399 nucleotides. NCBI's taxonomy places the organism in Eukaryota, Viridiplantae, Streptophyta, Zygnematophyceae, Desmidiales, Closteriaceae. The record is from the annotation of a GenBank genome assembly.